GUAAAAAAUAACAAACUAAUCUAUCAGCGACAGGAGAGAAGAUCAUCACUACAUUGCUGCGUACCUCAAUGUGCUAAUUCAUCUCGUUACAACGGCAAGAUAAGCUUUCAUUUGUUCCCGAUUGACUCUGAAGUUCGGGCUCAGUGGUUAGCCAAAAUUCGCAGGGACCAUUUCAGUCCUACAAGAAACACUAGAGUAUGUAGUGUACAUUUCCAACGUGAUGAUUUUAUUUUGACUACUAAGGGACUAAGGAAACUUAAAAAGGGAACUGUCCCUUCUAAUUUUGCAUGGAAUCACGAUCACAGAGAGUGAAUGUUUGGGAGAUUACUUUUCAAGGAAACCUUUUAAGGAAAGUCUGUUCACUCGGCAGCCAAAUUUGCAAGUCCUCCAGGCAGCUAUUUGGGGGAUCCAAGACCAAGUCCUAACUAUAUGAAUGGAGGAAUCCUGAAAACUCAAAAACUUUUGCUAAACUCACAAUUAAAUAGCAUAUUUCAAAUCAGCAACAACAUCUGACAUGAACUGUCCCAUGAAUGUUGUUUCCUAUGCUCAAAUAGCAAUGAAAAAACCUUCAGGCUAGACGAGCCAAUGCGCAUGUGCAGUCCUAAGCGCGAGUCUCAGGUUUCUCUGGGAACUGGAGCUUCUAACGGCAGCUGCAGUGACACAAUGACUUUAUCAAUCAGCGAUUGGCUCUUUUACUUAGAAGGUGGGAUGUAUUCCGCCAUAUUGGGUUUCUCCCAUUCACAAGUAAUAGGAGUGAACCGUCUUUCUACAUCUAUAGUCUUUGGUAAAACUCAAAAAUGGCACCUGUUCAUGACUACCAUCAAUCCAGCAAAAUCAGCAAUGGCAAGUAAACUGACCAUAAGUUAUGAGGAAUUGAAGAAUAAAGUGGACGAAGUACAACAUCAGCUAGAAACUGUACAGUUGCAGUCCCAUUUUGGGUUACAAUGCAUUGCUGGAGCAGACAAGAAUAUUCGUUUUUACACCAGGUUUGCCUCAUACAAGCAUUUCUUGGCUUUUUGGCAACUGGUGGAGUCUGCUGCGAAAAAUAAGAUGCUGCAGAUCACCAGGGCAAAGACUGCCUCUGCCAGUUUUGAGGAACUGACCCAACCAAAAGCAAUGUGUCCAAACACAGAAAAACUUCUAGUGAAGCGACUAUUAUCAAGAUGGCGUUUAUUAAAGAGGAGAGUGAAAACAUGAAGUUUGAAGAAACAUUCAAAGUGAAAAAAGAAGGUACUAAGGAUCAAACAAACAUGUUUAUUAAAGAGGAGAGUGAAGACAUAAAGAGUGAAGAAGAAUUAAGAGUGAAACAAGAAGAUACUGAGGAACAAACAGACCUGAUCGCACUGAAAGAGGAAAGUCAAGAACUUACUGAUUUGAAGAGGAAAGAUCAGUAUGAAAAUCAUCAUGAUUUCACGACUGGAGAAAAAUCCACAGAGACUCAAAAGACAUCCCCAAGAAAAAGACGUCGGAACAAGUCUAACAUGAGUUUCACCUGCCAUCACUGUGGAAAAAGUUUCAGUCAUCAUGGAAACCUUAAAGUCCACAUGAGAGUUCACACUGGAGAGAAGCCUUUCUCCUGCCAACAGUGUGGAAAGAGUUUCACCCAAAAACAAAACCUUAAUACCCACAUGAAGCUGCACACUGGAGAGAGCUCUUACACCUGCCAACAGUGUGGAAAGAGUUUCACUCAAAAAGGAAACCUUACAGUCCAUUUGAGAAUUCACACCGGAGAGAAACCUUACACAUGUAAACAGUGUGGAAAGAGUUACACAUAUAAAAACUACUUUAAUUCCCAUGUGAAAAGUCACACUGUAGAGAAGCCUUUCACAUGUGAUCAGUGUGGAAGGGGUUUCACACGUAAAAUAUCUUUUAAUUACCACAUGAGGAUUCAUUCAAGAGAGAACUGUUUUAUAUGUCAUCACUGUGGAAAGAGUUUCACCUAUAAAAUAAGCCUCAAGACUCACAUGAGAGUUCACACUGGAGAGAAACCUUAUACAUGCACUCAGUGUGGAAGGAGUUUCACAUAUAAAGCAUCCCUUGACUCCCACAUGAGAAGCCAUACUGGAGAAAGGCCUUACGCUUGCAAACUGUGUGGAAAAAGCUUCCCACAAAAAGGAAACCUUCAGACUCACAUGCGAAUUCACACUGGAGAGAAGCCUUUCACGUGUCUUCAGUGUGAAAAGAGUUUCAGAUAUCAAAGAGACUUGAAGCAUCAUUUGGAACAGACUCAUUGUGGAAAGAAAUUGCAGUGUUCUGUGUGUAAUAAGAAGUUUAACAAAAUGACCAAUUUUAAAAAUCACCUGCGCAUUCACACUGGAGGAAGACAAUUUAAUUGUGAUCGGUGUAAUAAAAAAUUUAUUUUGCAGUCACACUUAAAGAUACACAUGAAAAGCCAUGCAAAUGUGAGAACUUAUUUGUGUUCUUUGUGUGGAAAGAGUUUUAAAUGGCUUGGACAUUUAAAAUGGCACCAGAAAAUAUGUCUCUGUGUGAAGUCGAGGCUGCAUUCACACCGUAGCUAAAUGUGGACCAAAUCUGAUAUCUCCUUUUGUCAAGUACAUACAUUCCUGUGGCCCCACCUGACCUUCUCCUUUGCUAUAGUUUCAAAUAUUGAGUGGUUGUGAGAGACGCCCUUUAAUUUCGAUUGUAUGGAGGCGUUGUUGCAUUCCAAAUAUUGAUACCUCUGAAUCAGAAUAUUAGUUGAUCUUCUCUCUUGCUGUGAAAUGCCACAACGUGAAUGGAAGUUUAUAAAUAAAAGGACAUAAACUGAAUAAAAUAAU
This is a messenger RNA of Ctenopharyngodon idella (grass carp), 2777 nucleotides long. RefSeq names its product gastrula zinc finger protein XlCGF26.1-like. The record is from RefSeq and is a predicted model, not a curated record. Bases 1164 to 2519 code for a protein of 451 amino acids. NCBI's taxonomy places the organism in Eukaryota, Metazoa, Chordata, Actinopteri, Cypriniformes, Xenocyprididae. The transcript is spliced from 4 exons.